AUGGGAAGAUGCUGCUGGAUUACUAAGGAUAUGAUUGAGAGGAAAAUCAACCCCGAUGUUGUUACUUUCAGUGCAUUGAUAGAUGCGUUUGUGAAAGAGGGGAAGCUUUUGGAAGCUGAGAAAUUGUACGAGGAGAUGAUCAAAGAGUCGCUAGAUGAGGCCAAGCAGAUGUUUGCUUUAAUGGUUAGCAAAGAUUGUCUCCCAAACGUAGUGACUUAUAGUACUCUUAUAAAUGGAUUUUGCAAGUGUAAGAGGGUAGAGGAUGCCAUGGAACUCUUUCGUGAGAUGUCUCAAAGAGGAUUGGUUGGAGACACAGUCACUUACAACACUCUAAUCCAAGGGUUUUUCCAAGCUGGAGAUUGUGAUAAUGCCCAAGCAAGUUUUCAAACAGAUGGUUUCUUGCGUGUGCCUCCUGAUAUUUGGACAUACAACAUUUUGUUAGAUGGGCUCUGUAAAAACGGGAAGCUAGAAAGCAUUGGUCAUAUUCCAGGAUAUGCAAAAGAGAUUCGUGUAGAAAGGUUUAAAGGAGGAAGCAAGUGCCUUGUUCAGGAAAAUGAAAGAAGAGGUCCUCUCCCAAAUAGCGGUACCUAUAAUACGCUGAUCAGGGCACGCCUUAGAGAUGGUGACAAAGCCGCAUCAGCAGAACUCAUCAACGAAAUGAAGAGCUGCGGUUUUGCUGCAGAUGCUUCCACCUUUGGCUUAGUCACUAAAAUGUUGUCUGAUGGGAGACUGAACAAGAGCUUCCUCGAUAUGCUUUCUUAA
Molecule: messenger RNA, 762 nt
Organism: Microthlaspi erraticum
Lineage: Eukaryota; Viridiplantae; Streptophyta; Magnoliopsida; Brassicales; Brassicaceae
Source: the annotation of a GenBank genome assembly